Molecule: messenger RNA, 1334 nt
Organism: Liolophura sinensis
Lineage: Eukaryota; Metazoa; Mollusca; Polyplacophora; Chitonida; Chitonidae
Product: cephalotocin receptor 1-like
Exons: 2
Coding region: 1-1224 (407 amino acids)
Biological process (GO): cellular response to hormone stimulus; G protein-coupled receptor signaling pathway
Cellular component (GO): plasma membrane
Molecular function (GO): vasopressin receptor activity; peptide binding
Source: RefSeq, a predicted model, not a curated record
AUGACUAACUACGCUUGGGAUAAUGUGACGUAUUCAGUCAACUAUAAUGACGUCAACUGGACCGUCGUCGAUGCUCUGGAUGAGGACAUUGUGUUGGAGGAUUCUUCGAGGGAUGUCAGCAUCAUCGUUCUGGGAACUAUUUUUACUCUUGCUAUACUGGGGAAUGCUGUCGUUGUUGUUGUGCUUCUGACCAAGUACUUCAAGAGGGAAAGCAUACCAGAUGUUACUUCAACCGGAAGUGACGACCACUUCCAAGCAUCACGUGCAAAAUCACGCAUGCGCCUGACUAGUAUGCAGUGGUUUAUGCUUCUGUUGAGUUUAGCUGACAUUUUCGGUGCAUUUUUUACUAUACUGCCACAAAUCAUUAUGGAGGUGGUUCAAGAUUUCCAUGGCAACAAUUUCGUUUGUAAAUGUGUCAAGUAUCUUCAAGUAGUUGCUAUUUACGCCUCGACCUAUUGCAUGUUGAUGCUGGCCAUCGAUCUUUACAUCACCGUCUGUAAGAGUUCCGGAACCCCACAGAAACCUUCUAAACGGGUCCUCAUCAUGACGUCACUAGCUUGGGGGCUGUCUGCCAUAUUUGCGCUCCCGCAAAUUUUCAUAUUUUCCUUGAAGGAAUUCAUUCCUGGACGUUGGCAAUGCCUAGCGAUCUUCUCUCCACUGUGGACUCUAAAACUUUACGUAAUGUUUUUUACAGUCAUCACAUUUCUUGCACCCAUAGCAAUCCUUGUCUUCUGUUACGCGAGAAUUUGUUGUCAGAUUCGCUACGCCACCUACCGGAAUAAUAUGGAGCAAGCCAGGCACAGAUCACCCCGCACUGUUGUAUUCAGACCGCCUGCCAAUGGCGGAGAAAGGUUCUUCAACCCUGACGAAAUGCUUCUUGACAGACGCCGUAGUCCAGCAUCUGAGGGAAAACGAAGGAUGUUGAAAAUGUCUCUAACCAUCAUUAUAACUUAUAUUAUCUGCUGGGCUCCAUUUUUGAUCGUUAAUCUCUGGGCGGCAUUCGACCACGAGGCUACCUUUCCAGUCACCGCCUUCGCUGUCAUUAUGAGGAUGGCCAAUCUAAACAGCUGUACCAACCCAUGGAUAUACUUGUUCUUCAGUGCCCUCUGGCGGAAAACACCAAAUAACAGCGUUCUUCAGUCAUUCAUGCGCCUUGAAUCGCCACCCACUUCCAGAUCUGACGACGUAGAGCUUGGAAGUGUGAAUAUUGAUGGCCAGCUUUAAAGGAAACAAAUGUGGAACUGACAAAAGUGAUGGCCAAGAAUAGUGCAGCAGUGUUUCUGCUCACAUAGUUAAAUGACAGAAAACUGUUAUAUUUUUUGUAAGCUUAAUGA